This is a messenger RNA of Paramecium pentaurelia, 1935 nucleotides long. The record is from the annotation of a GenBank genome assembly. NCBI's taxonomy places the organism in Eukaryota, Ciliophora, Oligohymenophorea, Peniculida, Parameciidae.
AUGAAUUUUGACAAUGAAUUAAUGAAAUAAGGUCAUUUAACUAGAAUCUAAUCUACAGCUUUUAAAAUAUAUUUAGUUAAAAUUUAAGAUAAGACCUACUUUUGUUACUUUCCAAAAUAGGAAUGCCAAAACAGAAAUCACAUAAACGAAUUUCUUAAAAAUGAUAUGUAACAGUAAGAUGAAAUCAAAUAUUUACGAAAAUUAAAUAAAAUUGGAAGUUAAAGUUUUUAUGCAUUUGAGUCAUAUAAAGAAUAUACUCUUCUAUCAGAACUUAAAUAAUUGAAGGAAUAACUGAUUUUAAAAAUAUUUUAAGACCUUCUGGUGGCUUUAUUUACUAUUCAUUAAAAAGGACUUUUAGGAAGGUGUUUUAAUGUUCACAAUAUAUUAAUUGUUGAAAAUUAGUAUUCAGUUAUGAUGGAAUAUGGAUUUUAUCCUGAUCUAGAAUAUGAAGUUCCAGAAUUAAUAUACAAUCAAACAUAUAAUGAGAAAAUAGAUAUAUUUUUGUUAGGAAGAGUCAUAUUUUAUUUGAUGGUCGGUAAUGACUUGCCAAAAUAUAAUAUGAAAAAUUUAAAUGAGGUUUCAUCUGAUAUUAAUUUGUCUAUUGCCUAAACAAAUUAUUCAGAAAGUUUAAAGAAAUUAGUGAUAUAAAUGUUAACAAUAGAUGUUAAUAAAAGAAUAGAUUAUUUGCAAUUAUUUUCAAAAUUUAAAAAUAAUUAAUUUUAUUCUAUUUAAGAAUAGUUUUACAAAUAGAAUUCAUUGAAAAUUAUAACAUAAAAAAUAAUUGAAAAGAGAGAAAAGAAAUCAAACAUAAAUUUAGAUGAAUCUACAGCUUUUGAAAUUUAAUAAACAUCUAAUUUUACAGUAAUAUUUUAUCUUACGUUUAAUAGAAAAUGAUUAAAGAUUAGUAAAUUAAAACAUCCCAGAAUUUACUUUCUGAUAAGAGUACCAUAGAUUCAUCUUAAAUAGAUAGUUUAAAUUUAAUCUCUUUUGAUCCUCCUGAAUCAGAAGAUUAUACAAAUUAUAAAUCCCUUAAUUAAGAUUAGAUUAUAAGCAAAGUGAAUUAUUAACCAUAAACAUAAACAUUAUCUAAAACAAAAUAUGAUACUGAAGAAAUCAUAAUAAAUAACUCUUCCUUUGAAAAUGAUACAUUAUUAAGUGUACUACCAUUUCUGAAUUCUGAUCGACCUUAAGACUAAUAGAUUUGGAAUAAAAUAUAUUUUUAUCUGUAUCGCUUUUCUCUAAUGACAAAAUUAAUUGAAGAAUUGCAAUCACAUUUAAAAUAGUGUAAUAAAUAUUUAAUUGUAAUUGCUAUUUAUGGAAUGAAGAAGGCUUAAUUAAUUCUUAAGAGAGAAUAUCAGAUUUCUUUAGAAUAAUGCAAGAAUCUUUACUCUAUACCUACAUAGGAAUGGGAAAGAUUUACAUUACUCUCUGCAGAGUAUAAAAGAAUGAUUGGUAAGAUUAAAUUUGAUAUUGAUGUUGAUUAACGAGUGUUAUUAUAGAAAGAUUACAUUUAGUUAUAAAAGAUACUGGAUUAAAAUAAGAAUGAGGGAUUUUUGAAGGAUUUAUACAAAUUUAUUGAAAAUUAUUUGAAUGAUGUAAAAUUAUAAUAAUAUAUAUUUUUAGAAUAAAGAAAAAAAUAAUUUUGAUGAUAUUAAGCGUUCAUAUAGAUAUAUUUUAACAAAUACUUUAUCAUUUUUUGAAACUUAAGAUGAUAACAAUUAUCCCUAUGUAAGAUUGCUUAUUAUGAUGUGCAUUUUGAUUAAUAGAAUUUGUGAUGUAUAAAGUAUUCCAUCGCAUUUUAAAACUAUUUGCAAAUUUUUGAAUAUUAAUUAAAUAUAUUCAAUAGUGCAAAUUGAAUAAUUUUUCAAGAAAGCUACAAAAUAAGAAUAUAUUGAAUUAUUCGAGGAAUUAAAAUUAUGUUAUUUUUCUGGUUGA